CGGACCGGACGUGACGUAGUGUCAUUGUGGCCGUGCUGGCGGCGGGACGGUUGUGUUGUUAGCAUCGUUAGCGUCGUUAGCUCUUCCAGCAGCUCUGUGUCGGUGUCCAGUUUCAGGUUUGUUGUCGUGGUGACGCAUCGGCGUAUUUGUGGUCCAAUGGGAGACAGCGAUGACGAGUUCGACAGGAGGAGGCGGGACAAGUUCAGGAGAGAGAGGAGCGACAUGGAGCGGUCGAGAGAGAGAGAGGACAGGAGGAGGGAGGACUGGCCCGACAGGGACUGGGACCGUGGCAGAGAGAGGAGGCGAGACUACGAGCGUGGUCGCAGGGAGCGCUUCUCUCCUCCGCGACACAUCAGCCCGCAGCACAAACGCAUGAGGAGAGACUGGGACGACCACCGGGGAGAGCCGUACCGAUACGACAUGCCCUACGGAGGGGCCGGGGCUCCGUUCCCUGGGGCUGGGCCUCAGGGCUGGCACCCCGACCUGCCCCACCUCCACCCACACCACGGGGGACACCCGCUGCAGGGCAGGUUGGGCCUGGUGGACCCAGACCUGCCUCCCCCUGGUCCCCCCACCAUGAGGAGCUUCAAGGAAUUCCUGCUGAACAUGGAGGACAGUGUGGACGAGACGGAGUCGGUGAAGCGCUACAAUCAGUACAAGCUGGACUUCCGGCGGCAGCAGCUGCAGGACUUCUUCCUGCAGCACAAGGACCAGGAGUGGUUCCGCUCCAAGUACCACCCCGAUGACAUCACGGCGAGGAAGGCCGAGACUCUGGCCGCCCUCAAGACCCGUCUGGGCGUCUUCCUCUUCCUGCUGGACAACAACUGGCUGGACAACGUGUCUCUGGACAUGGACCACGCCCCCGCCAUCAUCAAGCUGCUGGACGCAGCCGUUAUAAAGAUGGAGGGAGGGACAGACCUCGACUUGCAGGUCCUCGAGAUGCCGACCGCGGGGGCGGCUGGUGGGGAGGCGAGCUGCAGCGGAGCAGGAGGAGCAACAGGAGGAGCAACAGGAGGAGCAACAGCAACAACAGGAGGAGGAGGAGCAGCAGGAGGAGAGAGGAAUCAGGGAGAUCCCAGCGGAGGACACAUGAGCGCUCCGAGUGUCUCGGAGAUUGCAGCGAGCCGGACAGACGAGUCGAGCGGCGGUGAGACGAGCAAGACAAAAGACUCCCAGAAGGAUGGUGAAGAAGAAGCCAAGCAAAAUGGAGAAAAGCAGAAAGACGAAGAGGAAGACGAGGAGGAGGAGGAGGAGGAGGAGGAGGAGAAGAAGGAGGAGGGCGAGGAGGAGGAGGAGGAGGAGGAGGAGAAGAAGAAGACCAAGACCAAGGGCAGGAAGAGGAAGCGCAGCGUGUCGGCGGACAGUGGUGAGGGCAGCGCCUCCGAGUCUGACUCCUCCCACUCCGACGGAGAGAAAGAGGAGGAGGAGGAGGAGGAGAAGGAAGAGGAGGAGGAAGAAGAGGCACAGGACGCGCGCCGUAAAGAGCGAGGGAAGGAGAGAGAGGAGGCUCCCAGCAAGCCCCGCCCCCUCCACCUCACCACCUCCCUGUUCAUCAGGAGCAUCCCACCAGAGGUCUCCAAGGAGGAGAUCACUGCUUUGUGUCGCAGGUACCCAGGCUUCCUGCGGGUGGCGCUGUCGGACCCUCAGCCUGAGAGGAGGUUCUUCAGGCGCUGCUGGGUGACCUUUGACCGCAGUGUGAACAUAAAGGAGACAUGCUGGAACCUGCAGAACAUCCGGCUCAGGGACUGUGAGCUGGCCCCGGUGGUUAACAGGGACCUGUGUCGGCGUGUGCGCAGCGUCAACGGGCUGACCCACCACCGGCCCGUCCUCCGCAACGACAUCCGGCUGUCGGCACGACUCGUCCACAGUCUGGACCAGAGGGGGGAGCUCUGGGCCGGACAGAUGGAGACGAACCCGGUCUUGAAGAACAUCACAGACUUCCUGAUCGAGGAGGUGAGCGCCGAGGAGGAGGAGCUGGUCGGCGCCGCGGGGGGAACCGGGGACGACGUCGCCGACGCCAAAGACCCCGCCUCCUCCUCUGAGGUUACCAUGGAGACGGACGACAAGCUAGUGAAGGUGUUGGACCGUCUCCUCCUCUACCUGCGUCUCGUCCACUCUGUAGAUUAUUAUAACUUCUGUGAAUAUCCUGCGGAGGAUGAGAUGCCUCAUCGCUGCGGUCUACUGCACGUCAGAGGACCGGUUCCCACAGCCAGGAUCACUGCUGCAGAGGUGAGUGAACACCAGAGGAUGUGUGAAGAGCGUCUCUCUCCUCUGCUGUCGUCCUCCGAGACGCUGAGCGACGAGGACGCUGCGAGGCUUGGGAAGAAAGAGCCAGAACAAGAGGUGGAGAAGUUUCUGUCCUCUAACACUCAGGAGCUCAGUAAAGACAAGUGGCUGUGUCCUCUGAGCGGGAAGAAGUUCAAGGCUCCAGAGUUUGUGCGUAAACACAUCCUGAACAAACACGGAGACAAAGUCGCCACCGUUAGACAGGAAGUGGAGUUCUUCAACAACUACCUGCUGGACGCCAAGAGGCCUGCCCUGCCGGAGAACAAGCCCCUCCCCCCGCCAGCACAAGCCACGCCCCCUGGUAUGCCCGGGUUCCCUGGUCAGUCGCCGCAGCAGCAAAGCCUUCUGGGAUAUCCUCCUGGAGUCAGGCCGCCCAUGCCCGGUUUCCCUGGCGGCGGCCCCCCCUACCCCCCCAACCAGUUUGGGGCAGGGCGCGGUAACUAUGACAACUUCCGAGGUCAUUUAGGAGGAGGAGGGGGAGGAGGGUUUCCAGGAAAACAACGAAACAACAGGGGUGUUCGCGGUGACCCGCGCUCCAUCAUCGAGUACCGUGACCUCGACGCCCCCGACGACCUCGACUUCUUCUGAACACUCCCACCUUUUUUUUUAUCCAACCUUUUUUAUUCUUUUCAUCGUCCUGCACCUCCUUUUUUUUUCUUUUUUUUUUAGCUCUGUGUGUGUGGGUGUGUGUGUGUGUGUGUGUGUGUGUGUGUGUGAGAGUCGUUAGUGAAAAUGAUCAUUCGACUUUCCAAUAAAGCUUCAGGACACUGAUGACAUCA
Centropristis striata (black sea bass) is the source of this 3065-nucleotide messenger RNA. Its product is annotated as serrate RNA effector molecule homolog. Bases 157 to 2874 code for a protein of 905 amino acids. Lineage: Eukaryota; Metazoa; Chordata; Actinopteri; Perciformes; Serranidae. Gene Ontology annotation, biological process: mRNA processing; primary miRNA processing. Gene Ontology annotation, molecular function: nucleic acid binding. The record is from RefSeq and is a predicted model, not a curated record. Gene Ontology annotation, cellular component: nuclear body. The transcript is spliced from 21 exons.